Molecule: messenger RNA, 2020 nt
Organism: Onychostoma macrolepis
Lineage: Eukaryota; Metazoa; Chordata; Actinopteri; Cypriniformes; Cyprinidae
Gene: ephx5
Product: epoxide hydrolase 5
Exons: 9
Coding region: 151-1587 (478 amino acids)
Biological process (GO): arachidonate metabolic process; epoxide metabolic process
Molecular function (GO): epoxide hydrolase activity
Source: RefSeq, a predicted model, not a curated record
GGGUUUUGGCUUUUGCUUGUAAGUUUGGGGGAAAAACACCACCUUCUCGCCUUGACUGUAUUUGCACUUUGCACGUUACAUAAGAGUAUUGUUAAUUGUAAACAGUUCAGCACAGCUUUGUCUGAAAAAGACACAGCUACUUAACGUACGAUGGGCUUUGAGGACUCUAUUAUGCAGACAAUUGAAUACGCCAAAGAGACCCUUGGUAACAUUGAUCGGUCUAAACUGCAGCUCCUAGCACUCUCUUCUGCUGGGGUUGGAGCUGUUUUGUGCUACUUGGCAUGGAAGCAAAGCCCCAAAACUAUACCUGUGGGGGAUGGCUGGUGGGGAGCUGGAGAGAAGCCUUUAACUGAGGACGAAACCAUUCACAAAUUUGUAGUGACGACCUCAGUGGAAGAGAUAGAGGAUCUACACAGACGCAUUGAUCAAACACGCUUCACGGAUCCACUGGAGGAUAGCCGCUUUAAUUAUGGAUUCAACUCUAACUAUCUUAGACGGGUGGUCUCUUAUUGGAGGCACCAGUUUGACUGGGAAAAGCAGGUGAAGGUGAUUAACCAGUAUCCUCACUUCAAAACCAAAAUUGAGGGAAUAGAUGUGCAUUUCAUCCACGUGAGGCCUGUCCAGAAGGCUGGACAGACAGUUCUCCCUCUCAUGAUGGUUCAUGGCUGGCCUGGUUCCUUCUAUGAGUUUUACAGGAUCAUUCCCUUGCUCACUAAGACUGAUUCAGAUGUGGUCUUUGAGAUCAUCUGCCCCUCCAUUCCAGGCUACGGCUACUCAGACGCGCCACAUAAAAAAGGAUUCAACACUUUGGAGGCUGCCCGCGUCUUCCAUAAGCUGAUGGAAAGACUUGGAUUCACUGAGUUUUACGUGCAAGGAGGAGACUGGGGAGCCUUCAUUACGAACAACAUGGCCCAGAUGAAGCCAGAGUGCAUUCGUGGUCUGCACUUGAAUAUGGUCAUUGCCAGGACAGACAGCUUUGGACAGCUCCUCUCCUUAGUCAUUGGUCGCUACCUGCCGUUCCUGGUGGGCUUCACAAAGGAAGAUGUCAGACGACUCUAUCCUUACAUGGAGAAGAAUAUAUUUGAUAUACUGAGAGAAACUGGCUAUUUACACAUUCAAGCCACUAAACCAGACACAGCAGGUUGUGGACUGAAUGACUCACCAGUCGGAUUGGCUGCCUAUAUCUUGGAGAAAUUCUCCUCCUGGACAGACUUAGGAAACAGAGACUUGGAGGAUGGAGGUUUAGAGAGAAAGUUCAGUCUAGAUGACCUUCUUACAAAUGUCAUGAUCUAUUGGACCACGUGUUCCAUCAUUCCCUCAAUGCGCUUCUACAAAGAGAACCUGAAGAAAGAUUUCAAGACAAGGGUGGACAGAGUGACAAGUGUAUAUGUGCCCACUGGCCUGGCUGCCUUUCCUGAUGAGCUACUCCACUGCCCUAGGGCCUGGGCUGGCUCAAGGUUUACAGAUGUGCGUUCUUUCACCUACAUGUCCCGAGGGGGACACUUCGCUGCCUUGGAAGAACCUCUGCUGAUGGCUCAAGACAUAAUUCAGUUUGUGGAGAAAGUGGAGAGCAAAGACCACAAAUAACAGCAGUAUAUUAAGAAAAUAAUGCACUGCUCUGAUCAUUUCUCUUUAGUGUCAUUAGUGCAUUUAACAAUCUGAAGUUAAUUCAGUUGAAAAUGCAAGGUUCAACAUAAAGGAAUCUGGUGGUUUUUCAAUGAAUCAAAGUUAUAUGAAGAAGUUCUGUACAAUAUAAUUAUUUUUUUGCUUGAUUUGAGCAUAAGAACUCUACAGAUAUACUUUUUAUUGUCUGCUGUUAAAAUCAGUAAACAUUUCUAAAAAAAAAAUGAAACACUAACUUCUGCUUGCUAAAAAGAAAUUUAGUUUCAUUGUACAUUACAAUAUACAUGCUACAACUGUCAAUUUGCAUCAUUUCAGCCAGAUUUAAUGAAGUCUGACCUCAAUAUUGAAUGUUCUUUUGUAAGUGAAUGGAAUUACAAAUAAAAACAGUACAAAGAUA